AUGAUUGAUAGGUCUGAUGUGGAAGAAGUUGCUGAAGAUAAUCUUGAAUCUGUGAACAGUUCAGUGUCAUACUCAGAUGAGAGCAGCGAAUUGAUAGAAUGUGGAAGUUAUCCUUCAGUUGUUGGACAGUCGAAAAAGUUUGGAGACAAUGCUCGAGGUUCCAAGAAAACACCCUUUGUAUCAAGAAUGUGGAAAGCCAUCUCGAACCUCAGGGAUCUAGCUAUGGUGGAAACACGUAACCAAGAGAAGACGAUGCUCGAGCUGGUCGAGGAGAUCCGCGCAGGUCAAGAAAACCAGACAAACGAGUUCCGUCAACGUAUUGACUCACUCGACGAACGCUACAACAAACUUGAAAGACUCGUCUUUGAACACGUUUCUCAAAUCCAGGCGCAAGGGAAACAACAGUUCAACGACACUGGUGGGUCUCAGAUGAUGGAUCCGACCUCAGCGGAGUCAACCCGACCCCCAGAUCCCCCAAAUCUCCAGCGAUUCCGUCAGUACACACCCGGCGACCGUUCAACCCCACCUCAGAAUACUCUCUCCAACAGGCUGACAAAGCUGACCUUCCCAGCCUUUGAUGGUACGGAGUUUCGUGACUGGAUCUGUCGUUGCGAACAGUUCUUCGACAUUGAUAACACAGCCCCCAAGUUGAAAGUCCGACUUGCUGCUAUGCAUAUGAUCGGCAAGGCCCUUCAAUGGCACAGGAACUACUUAGCUGAGCAGUUUGGGAUCUUUCCAUCUUGGACAAACUACAUCAUCGCGCUCUCAGGUAGAUUCAACGGCCUCUUCGAUGACCCUCUGGCGGAUCUCGUCGCGUUGAAACAAGGCACUGACUCUGUUCCCGAGUAUCUGGAGAAGUUCGAGAACGCAAGAACCCGACUUUCCUUACCAGAAGCUCAUGCCUUAAGCAUCUUUCUGACAAACAUGAACCCCCACCUGUCACUCCAUGUUCGUCAGUUUGGCCCUACAUCUCUAUCUGAUGCUGCAAGAAUAGCUAGCCUACACGAGUCUUCUUUGGCUGCUACUCCUCAGCGCUCCUACAGGGCUCCCUUCAAUCCUUCUCAACAGCAGAAAAACUAUGGUGCUCCGUACAAACAACAAACACCACUGUUACCUGCUCCUGAGCUACCAAACCAUACCACUAAACCUACUUUCAUCCCCAAGAGCAACACUGAUAGACCUGCUCGCAAGUUCUCUUACCAGGAGAUGCAAGAUCGCAGAGCCAAGGGACUCUGUAUGUUUUGUGAUGAAGCUUUCACACCGGGGCAUCAACUAAAACACAAAAGAUCUCAGAUUUUUGUCAUGGAAUGCGAAGAUGAGGAUGACGAUGAGGACCCCUUGCUCGAGAAUGAGAAAAUCACUGAUCUCACUGAUGAGGAAGCUCAAGCUGAGCCCACUCCAGUUAUAUCUGUCAAUGCUCUCAGUGGCUCCACCACAUUUAACUGCAUGAGAGUUAUUGGGAAGUAUGGAAAGCGAAAGCUUUACAUACUGGUAGAUCCGGGAAGCACACAUAACUUCUUGGAUAUCAAAGUUGCUCACGAACUUGGGUGCAAACUCGACGCCUCCAACCCCAUGUCUGUCGCCGCAGCCAACGGUAACAACAUGAUUAGGAAGUACAAAUGCAACAAUUUCACUUGGUCAGUGCAAGGGUAUUCUUUCACCACUGAAAUAAGGACACUCCCACUCGACUGUUGUGAACUUGUAUUGGGUGUUCAGUGGCUAUCAACACUCGGACCAAUCUUAUGGGAUUUCCUGAAUUUAAUAAUGGAGUUCAACCUCAACGGUCUCAAGCAUGUGCUGCGCGGAGUAACUAAAUCAGGUUGCAAACUGAUCAAAGGAGCAAGGCUCAACAACCUGAUGCUACAACAACCACAGAUUGCCUUGCUACAGAUCCGGGAAGUAGAUACCUCUGAAACUACCUCUCCACUUGUUCCAGAGUCUCUCUUUUCCCACAUCUCAGCGCCCAAGAGCGAGCUAUCUGACGAUCCACUCCUGCAGUCACUUAUAUCCUCAUACUCUGACCUGUUCGAGGAACCUACGAAUCUCCCUCCAUUCAGAGAAGGCUUUGACCAUACGAUCCCGUUGAAAGCUGAUGCAAAUCCCGUGAACCUUAGACCCUACAGGUACUCCUCCUUACAGAAAGAUGCUAUUGAUGAAAUGUUGAAAGACAUGCUCCAACAGGGAAUCAUCCAGUGCAGAAACAGUCCGUAUGCAUCACCUAUUGUGCUCGUGAAGAAAAAGGACGGCGGCUGGCGUCUCUGUGUCGACUACAGAGGCCUUAACACCCAAAUAGUUAAGAAUAAAUAUCCAAUACCUCUGCUAGAAGACCUUCUUGAUGAAUUAGGUGGAGCAGUCUACUUCUCUAAGCUUGACCUCCGCGCCGGGUUUCAUCAGUUGAGGAUGUCUCCUAAUGAUGUGUAUAAGACUGCUUUCAAGUCCCACGCAGGCCACUAUGAGUACCUGGUUAUGCCCUUUGGCCUCUCCAACGCACCUUGUACUUUUCAGAGCCUCAUGAACCAUGUUUUCAAAGACAUUUCAAGGAAAUUCCUCCUAGUGUUCUUUGACGACAUCUUGGUUUACAGUCCAGAUUGGGAAACUCAUAUGAUUCACCUUCAAGAAGUGUUCUCCAUCCUACGCCAACAGCAGCUCUAUCUUAAAGCUUCGAAAUGCACAUUUGGAGCCACAAAGAUUGAGUACUUGGGGCACUUCAUUGAGGCAAAAGGAGUAAGCACUGAUCCAGCUAAGGUGGACGAUAUCAAACGCUGGCCAACCCCUAAUUCUAUAAAGCAAUUGAGGAGCUUUCUUGGACUAGCUAACUACUACAGACGCUUUAUCAGAGGAUACAAUAUACUGUCUCGCCCUCUCACUACACUGCUGCAGAAAGGCGGUUUCAUUUGGAGUCCUGAAGCUGAUACUGCACUUGACAACCUUAAGGAUGCUCUCAGCUCUGCUCUUGUUCUUGCUCUACCGGAUUUCAACAAAACCUUUGUUGUAGAAACGGAUGCUUGCAACACGGGAAUUGGUGCAGUACUUAUGCAAGAAGGUCACCCAAUCUGCUACAUCAGUCGUGCUCUAGGUCCUCGACAGCAAGCACUUUCAGUCUACGAGAAGGAGUUAAUGGUUGUCGUCUUUGCUGUUCAGACAUGGAGUGCAUAUCUCGCACAUCCCCCUUUCAUCAUCAAAACAGACCAAAAAAGUCUCAAAUAUAUGAUGGAACAUAACGCUACUACUCCAUUCCAACAUAUGUGGCUUUCUAAGCUCAUGGGAUAUGAUUUCGAGGUGCAGUACAAGCUUGGGAAAGAAAAUGUGGCCGCAGACGCUCUCUCUCGAGUCUCGGAGUUAUCAUCGUGGCCGGAAGCUCACGGACUUCCGAGAUUGUUUCCUCCACUUAUGUAA
Molecule: messenger RNA, 3396 nt
Organism: Brassica oleracea var. oleracea
Lineage: Eukaryota; Viridiplantae; Streptophyta; Magnoliopsida; Brassicales; Brassicaceae
Exons: 3
Coding region: 1-3396 (1131 amino acids)
Source: RefSeq, a predicted model, not a curated record